UCCUCCUCCUCCUCCUCCUCCUCUACCGCCAUCAUGACCGUGUGGUCGUACCCGACCAACCCCUUUCUUCGGUUCUGCCUGGCGUCGGUGUCGAUUGCCGUGACGAUAGUCCUCUAUGUGUCGACAAUCCAUCUAUAUGCCGGAUUUGGGCGUCACCGGGGCGCGCCUUGGCAUAGGACGUGGUCCAUCUUCACCGAGUCGACGCCAGGGGAGGAUUUAUCCGUAACCAUACCAGAAGCGUGGCAAGGCAUGAUCCAUCCUCUCAACGAGACGCAUUUCGACACGCUCGAUGACCGCCACUACGACAUUCCCAAAGAUGCGCAUCGCUGGGCGCCGCUAGGCAAGAAGGUCCUCAUCAUCGACGUCGACACCCGGCUGGAUACCUCUAGGGGCUCAAUGCUCGGCACGCGGACACCGCUGACGCCAGAUAACAUCAAGCCUCGCACGGCUGGCAUCAUCAACCACUUCCACUACGCCCUGAUCCACGGGUACGACUACCGUCUCGUUCGCGCCCCCGAGUUCCAGGAUCGACACCAGACGUGGGUCAAGGUGCCAAUUGAGCAGGAGGCCCUCAAGACAUACGACUUUGUCGUCUUCCUCGACGCGGAUGCCAUCUUCAACUACGUGCAAGUCCCGCUCGAGUGGCUCUUCAGCCUGUGGGAGAUCACGCCACGGACGCUCAUCGCCAUGGCCGAGGAUCCGCAUUCGGAGCGCAACAACGACGCCAAGGGCUGGGUGAUGUGGAACACGGGCUUCAGCAUCGCCCAGAAGAGCAAGAGGACGCAGGAGCUCUUCCAGCGCUGGCUGGACUGCCCUACCGAGAGGGGCAAGUACGCAGGCUGCACGCAGUGGGCGUACGACUGGGCGCACGAGCAGGCCGCGUUUGGCAACUACGUGCGUUACGACUACGAUUCGCACAAAGACCUGCGGGCCAUCAGCUGCCAGGAUGGCAACGGCAUGCCAGGGAAGAAUGGCGGCGCCGGGUGCAACGGCGUGUUCGUCCGGCACUACUGGAUCGGCAAGGAGCAGACCGUCCGGGACCUGUAUCAGUUGCUCUCCGACAACAAGGUGCGGGCGCUGCAUCGGUAUUUCCAUGAGCAUAAGGACAGGUACUUUCUGGAUCUGAGUCACCACACGUACCCGUUGAAGGACGUGGUGUUUUAGCGGGCGUUGGGUUGGCCUGCCGUACGGAGUAGGCAAGUUCGUGUACUGGUUAUUGCAUUGCUGGUUUUGAACGACUUCGAGACAUUAUAGACGGGAAAAUGCAAAUUAGAUUGAAAUGUAAUUAAUGAAAUAGAUACCAAAAAAUACGAACAUGAAUAAUACAGGCAGCCUUUGGAUGAUGUGAGCGACGUGGCCUGAAAGCGAUGAAGAUGGUGAGUUGAGAAUUUGAGGUGACUGGAGCUCCAAUGCGACUGCCUUGGGA
Molecule: messenger RNA, 1426 nt
Organism: Emericellopsis atlantica
Lineage: Eukaryota; Fungi; Ascomycota; Sordariomycetes; Hypocreales; Bionectriaceae
Exons: 2
Coding region: 34-1164 (376 amino acids)
Biological process (GO): protein N-linked glycosylation
Cellular component (GO): Golgi membrane
Molecular function (GO): glycosyltransferase activity
Source: RefSeq, a predicted model, not a curated record